AUGGCCCUGCCAGUGCUGGCCCUGACAUUCUUCCUGGCCCUUGCUCCUCUGCUGCUGGCAUGGGGACAGAUGCACCACGGUCCUGUGACUCCCGGUCUACAUCAGGAAGCAGGAAAAUGUAAAAUUCCCUCCAACUGGGACCCCAAACUGCAGUUUACUCCAAGGAGGAGCAACUAUGCCUUGAACGAAGUGGUGCAGCUCAGCUGUGCUGGGGAGUUUGUGCCAUCUGUCCUGCAGAUUCAAUGCAUUUCCAGAGAGACCCAGAUCCUGUGGAAUGAGACUGCCACCUGCAAGGAAACGUGCCAAAAACCCUACUGGGACGUCAGACUCCAGCUGGCACCAGACCAGGAGAGUUACAGGAAGAAUGAAGAAGUGAUUCUGAGCUGUCCCAAGGGUUUCCAACCACCUUUCACCCAUGUCAAAUGUACAGGAAAAGUUCUGUCUAUUAUCAAUGGAAAACCUGUACACAGAGAAACUUGGACUGGAAAGGACAGCAGAGGCAAUGUGAUCAACAUUCACACUCAGCUCAAGUUUAGGGUGCAGUGCCUUGAUGUCCUCCAGGUUGACCAUGAGACCCUGGAGGUUUCCAGCACCAGCAUCAAACUGAACUGGACCUGCAGGCUCCCUCGUAUGUGCCCACUUAUUUGGGCCAGAUGCCGGCUGGAGCACCAUUCCUCCUCGAACUGUGAGGCUAAGGAGGUGAAGGUAGAGGAGAAACUGCAAGGCCAGGAGGGAACUUUCACCUGCUCCCCUCUGCAGCCCUUCACUGUCUACAGUGUCACCAUCUCCCUGCUGCCUAGCACAAUCCUGUACACACGGCUCAUCAUGACAAAGGAAAUAGUGCCAGACAAGCCAGAGAAGCUGUGGGUGGAUUCCAGCACGGGGUCCCUUAGGUGGAAGGCACUGCCCUCCUGCAAAGGGAAGAUCAUUGGAUACCAGCUGAACAUCACCACCAUGAGAGCAGAGGACAGCAGCUUCCUUGAAUUCAGUCAGGUGUUGGUGAAUCAGUCUGUCUCUGAGUAUGUGCCACCUCAUCACACAGCUGGCAGCAAAUACCUGGUGACAGUGCAGGGCCUGACAGCCGCUGGGGCUGGGGCUGCAUCACAACUGGAAUUCCAAACCUACGUCAUGGUCACUGUAGUGGUGGUGGUGCUGCUCUUAAUCCCCUUGUCUGCUGGGAUCAUCUGGUUUGUGCUGUUCAGAAAAAAGAAGGCCUUGCCCAGCAAAGCUGAGGAGGAUCAGUACACAGAGCUCCAGCCCUAUGAGAAUGUACAUGGGGAUAAUUACUGUGUGAUUGAGACUUUUCAUGAGAAGGAUGCAGGUAAGUGUGGCCAGGCUGGAGAGACAUUUCUCCAGCCCCUGCCUGUCCACAAGAGUCAGCAGUGA
Haemorhous mexicanus (house finch) is the source of this 1386-nucleotide messenger RNA. RefSeq lists its product as uncharacterized. NCBI's taxonomy places the organism in Eukaryota, Metazoa, Chordata, Aves, Passeriformes, Fringillidae. Bases 1 to 1386 code for a protein of 461 amino acids. The transcript has 10 exons. Gene Ontology annotation, molecular function: protein binding. The record is from RefSeq and is a predicted model, not a curated record.